CCCUCUUAAACCCAAUGAGGUCACUGCAAUGAGAGAGAAUAAGAUCAAGAGAGAGGGGGAGGACGAGAAUGACGAGGAGGGAGAAGAAACCCAGACGGAAAGAGGCCAUCAGACAACGUAGCAUUUCUGGCGACACAGCAACUGUGAGGAUCCUGGUGCUGAAUAUCAUCCGCAGGCUCAGCCUGGGGGGCUCCCAGGGACUCAAAGAAGCACUUUGUGUUACCACGAAAACAAAGGAGAUGAGAAAGAGAGAGAGAGGGAAAGAGAAGCUGUGAGUAGUUACGCUUUGGAUCUCCGGAAAAGAAAAGAGAAUCUGGACUAGCCUGGGAAGCAAACGCGGGAGGAGCGGGAUUUCCCAGCAGAGAUCUAUCUGAUCGCGGCAGAACUCUGGACAGUGCCACACGGGCAGGGGUUGCAGAGCCUGGGCUCCUGCAAGGUCCAGGGAUCCUCUCAAAAACCCUCUGCGGGUGUUCUCUUCUUGUCUGGUCUGCGACCACCUAAUGCAGGAAGAUUCUUCUGAAAUCCCUGUCUGAACGUACCAGGGGUUGGAGCUGCUCUUUUUUUGCUUUUGCCCCGGUCAGGAACGAAAACUCCGGUUUUAGAAAUCCAGUCAUUGUGGAUAAUGUUUCUUCGUUGGUGAAGAAAAGAAAAAAAAGUUUAGGAGCUUGGUAGCGGGAGGAAGGGGUAAAGAGGAUAGUAGAAGAAAGAAGGUGGAUGGUUGACUUCCUUCUCUGAUCUAAAAGGAAUGAUGACCAAGGAAGAAUGUGCACCAGCGGCCAGAUUAUUGGGAGCCUUUUGGUGCUCUCUGUACUGGAGAUAGGGCUGGGGGUGUCCAGCGCGGCCGUGGGGGCAGUAAGCUUCAGCCUGGCCCUCCGAGAGCACAAGCCGCAGCUCGGAGACUCGUCCCCGUUUCUUCUUUGUGGCAUAUGUGGAAUAUUGUGCGCAAAAAAAAAAUCUGGACUUGUCAUGAUUCUCUUUUCUGCCUGCUGCAUCUGUGGACUGAUUGGGGGCAUCCUGAAUUUUCAGUUCCUUCGGGCAGUGACAAAGAAGAACUCUUCCCUGUAUCCUCUGCACCUUGCCUCUAUGUCUCUUGCAUGCAUUGGGAUUGGUGGAUGCACUCUCUCUUCAUGGCUCACUUGUCGACUAGCCAGUUAUGAACAGAGGAGGAUGUUUUCAGAAAGGGAGCAUUCCUUGCAUCAUUCUCAUGAAAUGGCUGAGAAAGAAAUGACAGACAACAUGAGCAAUGGAGGACCACAACUGAUAUUUAAUGGAAGAGUGUAAUCAAUGUUUUAAAGAUCUGAUCAUUUUAUAAAAUUUUCAUGAGACAAGAAAAAAAAUCAAAGGAUCAGGAGAAAAAUAAAAAUAGUCCUAAUAUUUGCUGUCAUCUCUCCUGAGCAAACAGUAAAAUCAUGCAUCCUCAGUUUUGCCUCACUUACUUCAUCAGCUUUUUUUGAAUUGCAUAAAAAUCUUUCCUGAAAUGUUUUGAUACAGUUAUUUCAAGAGACUAUUUAUAUCGCUGUAUUAAGUAAGACACCAGUGGAAAAAAAUGGUAACAACAAGAUUCAUAUUCUACACAAAUACUGUUUGACCAGCAUGAGUAUAAGAUUUGGAAUGGCAAGUUUCAUAUAAUGUUAAGUUGAGAAAUGACAUUAACCUACUGAUGUCUUUGAAAGAUGAUGGUUUCAAGAGUGCCACAUCCCAAACCUCAUCAAUGUCUUGCUAUAAAAACAUUGUAAUUGUUUAGAAUUUGUGAAUGGACUAUACUUCAUAAUUUAUUUGUAAAAUAAAACCCCUAAAGCAUAAAAGAGAUUUUUUAAGGAGAGAAAACAUUAAUAUGUAUGCUAUUUUUGCAUUUUUGCACAAGAGUGAAAAGUUGUAAAUGAAUAUCAUUAAGGGAAAGGAAAUAUAUCUUGAUCGUGUACUGUGCAGAGUGAUCUGCAUGCUCAUUGACUUAAGAAUAAAGUAUGUGUCUGUGUAAA
Messenger RNA from Erinaceus europaeus (western European hedgehog), 1979 nucleotides. It is a transcript of the gene TMEM196, whose product is annotated as transmembrane protein 196. The coding region runs from base 763 to 1281 and encodes 172 amino acids. Lineage: Eukaryota; Metazoa; Chordata; Mammalia; Eulipotyphla; Erinaceidae. The record is from RefSeq and is a predicted model, not a curated record. The transcript is spliced from 4 exons.